AUUUACACAAACAUUCCGUCGUUUUCGUCCGACAGGUGGCGUAGACGGAAUGUAAACAGAAAGAGGAAGGUGGACGACGACAUGCCGCAUUUUAUGUCCGUCGGCGAGUGAUGUCCACCGUUCGGUGCUACGUACGAAACUUCUGAAAGGUCGCCGCCGUCGACCGGACCUGUUAUCGUCGAAGAUGGCCACCUUGACGGAAAACGUCGUCCUGGCUCGUACCAGAGCUCAAGAUCUGAAGAGCGUCAGGAAACUUAAUUGUUGGGGAAGUGAAUUAAUGAAUAUUAGUAUAAUUAGAAAAAUGCCAAAUGUGGAAGUACUUUCACUGAGUGUAAAUUGCAUUAAUACAUUGGCCGACUUUGCACACUGCAAGAAUCUCCAGGAACUGUACAUUCGGAAAAAUAAUAUUACGAACCUGAACGAAGUAUGUUACUUGCAAGAGUUGCCCAAUCUUCGAAGCUUAUGGUUAGCCGAUAAUCCAUGUACCAAUUGCGAAAAAUACCGUAUAUCGGUGCUUCACACGUUGCCCUUUCUUAAAAAAUUAGAUAACGUCGCGGUUCAAACGGAAGAAGUCGAAUACGCAAAGUUAUACGGAGUACCCUUGAAACAUCCUUUAGAAAUAAACAAGGAAUCAGUAUCUUCCGAAAAGGAGGAGAAUUUUUCCAGACAGGCGGAAGAAAAGAAAUAUAUAGAAGUGGAUAUCGAAGACAAUAAAAUAAAUAAAGACAUCAAUAACGAGAUCGAUAAGAAGGAAUACAGGAGUAUAUCCGAAUCUCACAGAAACGGAGAUGUAAACGUGAAUUCCAAUAUGAAAAAUAGUAUUUCGACGUCUUCCUUAAUAAUAGAAAAUUACGAUCAUCAAAACGUCAACAUCGUCAGCGACCAUAAUAUAAAUAAUUUUCCGGAAUCUCCCCAACACGUUUUUCAGGCCAAGGUUAAGACGUUAGUCGAUCAUUCUGGCAAACCAUCCCCUACGAAUAACGAUGCCUGCGAUAACAAGGAGCAGCAAUACAGUCCAGCUUCGCCCAGACGUUCUCAGAUGUCUCACAGCGAUUCCGAACCCGACGGGAUUAUUUCCGUCAGUGACAGUUACAGGUCUCACGAUUCGGAAAGUUCCGAGUAUAUUAAAAGAUGCAGAAGUCCUAAUUUUCAAGUAGCAGACGUUAGGCGAAUGGGAGGAAAUUCUCUUCAGAAGAGCGAUAAAAUAUGGAACGCUCGAUACUUAUCGAAAGGAGGAAGAAACAGGAAUUCGAACAUCCUGUCGGCUGUCCUGUGCCUUAUCAAAGAACUGGACUACGCGGGUCUAGAAGUGGUGGAUACGGCCAUUCACUGCAGAUUGGAAGAAAUGGACGAGUGACUGGGAACUUCCGCUCCUCUCCCUCCCUCCUCAGUUCCGGAAGAGAGACGACUACCGACCUCCCGAUCGUCCCGUUCCGUCCGACCCUUGGUCUUUCGACGCUACGCGUGCCUUAACCGCUCCGAGCGCCACUACUUAAGGGACGCCAUUCGCACCCUCUAAUUUAUUAACAGUUGCAUAUUUAAUGAAUUUCUGUGGGCCGCACCAAUCUUUCCUUUUUUUUUUGUCGCGAAUAAAUUACGAAAAUAAACC
This is a messenger RNA of Centruroides sculpturatus (bark scorpion), 1609 nucleotides long. RefSeq lists its product as uncharacterized. Lineage: Eukaryota; Metazoa; Arthropoda; Arachnida; Scorpiones; Buthidae. The transcript is spliced from 7 exons. The coding region runs from base 185 to 1357 and encodes 390 amino acids. Gene Ontology annotation, biological process: cytoskeleton organization. Gene Ontology annotation, molecular function: protein binding. The record is from RefSeq and is a predicted model, not a curated record.